Molecule: messenger RNA, 1091 nt
Organism: Oncorhynchus gorbuscha (pink salmon)
Lineage: Eukaryota; Metazoa; Chordata; Actinopteri; Salmoniformes; Salmonidae
Product: CD209 antigen-like protein C
Exons: 6
Coding region: 50-973 (307 amino acids)
Source: RefSeq, a predicted model, not a curated record
GCGGAGACAGAAACAGACACAGGGGCAACGAUAGGACCAGAACCUGAGUAUGGACAGAAAACACAGUAAGUUAUUGGAGAUGUCUGAAGCCAUCUAUGCUGUGCCAGAUAUGAACAAGAAGGUUAAGUUUAACAGAGGUGAGAUGAAGGAGAGGAUUGUGGAUAUCUACGUCAGUGCAGACACCCUGAGAGACGGUGAGACCAGCACCAAGAGAGAAGAGACAGAGGACACUGCUCCUAAUAAUGGACCAGGAGACCAGCACUCAGUACAUGUUCAGUGGUGGAAGAGACCCUCUGGAGUUGCUGCAGUGUGUCUGGGGCUGCUGUGUGUUCUCCUACUGGCUGGGAUCAUAGGCCUGUCUGUCCAAUACAGCAACGUCUCAAAGAACUCAUCUGCAGAGAGAUACCAGCUACAGACCAGUUAUAACAACCUGACUAAAGAGAGAGACCAGCUACAGACCAGUUACAACAACCUGACUAAAGAGAGAGACCAGCUACAGAACAGUUACAACAACCUGACUAAAGAGAGAGACCAGCUAAAGACUGAGAGAGAUGUUCUUAGCGGGAGGCUUACCAAUCUCAAGAACACCUGUCCUGAAGGCUGGCAGACGUUUGAAUCAAGUUGGUACUUCCUGUCUACUGAGACUAAAACCUGGGAGGAGAGCAGACAGGACUGUCUGGAGAGAAGAGCAGACCUGGUGAUCAUAAACAGCAGAGAGGAACAGACAUUUCUCUUCAACCUCAAGAAGAGUGUCUGGAUUGGUCUGACUGACUCUGAUAUUGAGGGGACCUGGAAAUGGGUGGACGGCGCCCAACUGAUCACAGGGUACUGGUAUGACCCACAGCCUGAUAAUGCAGGUCCUACUGGGGAGGAGGACUGUGCUGAGAUACGUAAAGAUCAGAGUCCUCUAAAGGCAUGGAACGACUUGUCAUGUGGAAGCAAACUCAACUGGAUUUGUGAGAAAGCAUUUUAACAUCACCUUGACAACAUACUUUAACAUAUGUUCCUCCUUCAUUCUCUCUCUCUCAAAUCAAUACACAUGUUGUAUUUCUUCAUAUAGCAUAUUAUUAAAAGUCCUAUUUAUUUCCUGA